Molecule: messenger RNA, 2020 nt
Organism: Humulus lupulus (European hop)
Lineage: Eukaryota; Viridiplantae; Streptophyta; Magnoliopsida; Rosales; Cannabaceae
Product: F-box protein CPR1-like
Exons: 3
Coding region: 171-1394 (407 amino acids)
Molecular function (GO): protein binding
Source: RefSeq, a predicted model, not a curated record
UAACCGUCCUUGUCUUUCAUUUAUGAAAAAUAAAAAAGACAUCUUUUUGUCCAAAAAAAAGGGACAGUAUAUAUAUUAGUGUCACUGUUCAUGCAAAAACAUAGACUUUUCUUUCUCCUUCUCCGGAGUAAACCCUUGCCCUGCCCCUGACUCAACAGAAACCGACUACAAUGACGAGACUUCCAGAAGACGCCAUCGCCAGCAUCCUAUGCCGAUUACCCGUGAAAGAUCUGCUCCGCUACAGGUGCGUCUCUAAAUCCUGGCGCUUCUUGGUCGAUAGCUCUCAUUUCAUAAAGAUGCACCUCAACCAUUCCAUGGAAACUCAUUCCAACUCCACCCUCAUUCUUGGAGACCAGCGUCUCCUCCACUGGGUCGACCUUGACACUCUCUACUCGCCUGUACGUCUCGAAACCCCAAUAUACGACGGAGGCAAAAUCGAGAUUCUGGGCUGCUGUAAUGGCUUGCUCGCUCUGGAAUUUUCGAAUGGAGGUACGGUUAUCUGGAAUCCAACUACUAGGAAGUACAGGAAGGUACCCAUUUCUGGUCUUGUUGACCUUCCCUUUCCGGAUAAUCUAUAUGAGUAUGGAAUCGUGGGAUUUGGGUAUGAUCCUGUAAAUGACGAUCAUAAGUUGGUAAGGAUGGUACAUUAUUUUGAAAAAGAUAUUCGCAGUGUUCACUCAUUCCACUCUGAGGUCAAAUUUUAUAGCCUAAAUUUCAACACUUGGAAGAGGGUUUGUGAUUUCCCUUACCAGGGUUAUAAACAAGGUGGGAAUGGCGUUUUUGCUAGCAAUGCUUUGCAUUGGAUGGUGACCCGGGAGCUCGAACUUGAUGCGUUGUACUUGAUUGUGGCUUUUGAUCUCGUGACUGAAGAAUUUCGUGAAUUGCCACUUCCGGAUGAGGACGGCGGUGAGGAUGAGAAAUUUUUUGUGAAACUGGUAGAAUUAGGAGGGUUCCUUUGUGCUACGUGCCUUUACUUUCCACAUGAUAAUGCGAACCAUGUUGACAUCUAUAUUAUGAAGGAAUAUGGGGUAGACUCUUGGACUAAGCUGUUCUCGGUGAUGCCGUCAAAUGUGACUGGCUAUUUUGAAUAUGUGAUGCCACUUAAGUAUUCGAAGAGUGGUCAUCAGGUUCUCUUGCAUCAGGAUGGUGAGACAUAUCUUUUGUACGAUAUCGAUAUGAAUAGGACUAAGAAUGUGGGCAAGAUUUCUGGCGUUCCUAGAAGUUUUGAUACGUGUGUGUGUGCGAGGAGCCUUGUUGGACUUGGGGUUGGUGAUGAGGACAACCCUGGGAAGAAAGUAGCGGUUAUUAAGAACAAGAAAAAAGAGGAGAAGCAGCAAUUGAGCAGGAAGAAGCGGGAUGAUUUUCUGUCCAAGGGAUUUAAAUUGGUGUUAUAAAUAUUGCACAAAGAUUGGACACAGAGGUUGGUGGUACUGCAGGGUUUUUGCUGGGCUUUAGCUGAUGUAGUUGCCUCUUCGUGGGAGGAGUUAAAGUUGAGUGAACAAAACUUAGAGACUAAGUCAAACUUUUGCUACAUCGUGUUUCCUUGUUUUAGUAUUAAUCUAGUAAUUAUUAUAGGACCGUGUUAUAAUGUUCAUACUACUUUUGAAAUCUAGAAUUAUAUGGUUUAAGUCUAAUGUGAUUUUGAUGGUUUGGUUGUGAAAGCAAUAGUAAGAGUAAGACAUGCCAUGCCUUGAAUGAUUUUAUUUGAACUGUUUCCCACGACUAGUAUAUGUAAUGUGCAUGGAAGGUAACAUAAGCUGUUCCGUGCUCCCACCAUGUUUAUAUUAGCUCCAAAAAUUUAUCUUGAGAGAAGCCCCCCCAUCACUCUGCUGUCUCCACCUAUGGCAUGCAAUAGUAUCAAUUACAUACCAAACUAUAAAGAACUAGUUCAAUUCUAUAUUUACUUUUCAUUUCCUUCCGCCAAAUUUGGAGGGCUAAGGAUGUAGUUCAUAUUUUCCCUUUCUAUCUUGUAUUAUGCUUUUAAACACCAAGUCUAUUGUUGUAUUAAUUAGUAAAACAU